Molecule: messenger RNA, 2115 nt
Organism: Achroia grisella
Lineage: Eukaryota; Metazoa; Arthropoda; Insecta; Lepidoptera; Pyralidae
Gene: dsx-c73A
Exons: 6
Coding region: 37-1596 (519 amino acids)
Source: RefSeq, a predicted model, not a curated record
CGUAACGUUGCUGCGGCUACACGCGCAAGCCGCGCCAUGAAUCGUCCAGUGAUCACGUUUUUCGCGCUCGCCGCCCUAUUGCUCGUCGUUGCUGCCGACCCGCCGCGCCCACGGCUCAUAGACUUCAACCCCUUUGCAUGGCUACCAACAAACCGUAACGGAUCCCCAUCCAUCAUGGACUAUUUCUUUCCACCAUCCCGUACCCCUAAACAAUCCAGCAUUGAUCCGCCCGCCGACCGAACUCCGCCUCAAACCCAAACCACCCUGGAUAAUACACCCGCUCCAACGACCACUGAGGAGCGUUCUACAACACUUGCGAGAAAAGUUUCCACGAAAACUAAAUCUACUAUUGCCGCGACGGCGACUGUACCGCCCAAAGCGAAAAAACCUUCCCGUAAACCUACUACGGUUGAUACGACAAUAGAAACGAAAACUCCACAAACGACUAGAGUACAGACUCCAGCGCCGACCACAAAAGCAACAACUGUGCCUGCAAUGAAACCUACCAAACAUUACACGAUACGGCCAAUUUUGCGCACAACGGAGACACCGACAAUUCAAGAUACAGAGACGACCAACAGUGAUAGUACAGAGACUGUAUCCACGUACGAAACUGUGGGAACUAUGACGAUAGAUACCAAGGAAACUGUGCCUACGUUGAGUACGGCUGAAGCCUCAAAGUCAACGGACGCGGGUACUGCCAGUACUGUGCCCGUGGAGUCCACUACGCUAACGGACAGCACAGUGGCGGAUCCAGCCGACAGCCGCGAGGGUUACCUGCCACUACGCGACAAGCCACAGCAGACUCAUGUCAAAAUCAACGAACAGACCAAGAAAGAGACGGUGCCAUUACCAGCAGGAUCUACAUCCGUAUUGGCUAAACCCACAAAGUACCACUACUAUCCCCACAAUCAACAUAUCUAUUUGCUACCAGAGUGUGCUAUACAACAGGUGUGCAACGCAGUGUACGUGCGUUUGAACUAUACGCAACCAUUGUGCGCGUGCCCAGCUCGCUACCGCGACCCGUGCUCUGCAAGCCUCAACGCCGACGACCUGCAUACCACGCGGCUCACCACAGAUUCCAAAAAGAAGUAUGCUCACAAAGCAGUGACUCUUGUGAAGACUUGCGAAGCAGUAUCUGAGAUGCGCGAAUGCCGAUCUCCUCGCGAUUGGUCAUUACUUGCGUUGCAAAAUAUAAGGACUGGCAAGUCGCACUACCUGGUCAUCUGCAGGUGUCCAGAGAAUCAUAUACUCGAAGGGCCAAUGUCUCAUGAUCAGCCCACUUAUGCAUCAGUACCUGGUAUUAGAGUGUACGGGAUGGUUUGCGUACGUCCUACGACUCCUUACAAUGCUGGAUUCAACACAAACAAAUUCACAAGCGGCAUCCAAAGUUCGACCAGCGCGUAUAAAGUGGACUAUUCUCAACCGCACUCCUAUCCCGAGAAGCCUGUAUACAAUCGAUUCCACAGCUACCCUGAACCCAAUUACUACAAUAGAAGGUCUAGAGUCGCACGGUUCAGAAGAUCGAUAUCAGAAUACCCUCCCUUUCCAUGGUACAAAGUGAAAGAGUUAGCGAAAUCUUUACAUUGGAUUUAGACAUAUUACUGUUAGAAUUUGUGAAGUAUGUUGGGUUCAUUAAGGCUUUAUUUGUAAUCAUCUAAAAUCCGCCUUAUUGAAUCCAACGCACACUUCAUCUGAUUAUAGGUUAGGGCGUGUAACGCAAGGUACAUUAUGGUGUAGUUGAAGUGCCUAAAUAGAGUCCAGUGACUAUUCGAAUUUAUUAACAUUCCAGAUAACUAUAUGUGAGCGUUGAAAUUAAUUUAUUGUUAUAAGCUUUAUAUUAUUAUACACCAGUUAGUGCCUAACACAGACUAGUGUUUAAAAAUGCUUUAGUUCGGUUAUAUAAUGAAUGUACUGAACAUUUCUGUUACUUUAUAAGCUAAAUUCCCAUUUAGUUUUAUUCAAGUUCUUACUAAUUAACUCAGGGUAUAACUGACUAGUAUGUUUCAUGGCAAGGAUUAUCUAGCUUCUUAAUAUACGAGAACGCAAAAAUUAUUGAAACGAAUUGGCAUCCGUAGAAUAACGGAUCUAUAUUAAAUUAUAAUAUACCUAAAA